UUUUUCUUUAAGAAAAGGUUGAUAUAUAAGCAAACGUUGUUUCAAAAAAAAAAGAAAAAAAAAAGCAAAUGUAAAAAUCUAAAAGUAAGAUUAUAUGCCAAUCAUUCCUUUAUAUAGUAAUAGUUACAAACAUAAUGGCAAAGUUGAGAUGUUUCUCAUAAUACCAUGCACCAGCUCAUUUGAGGCAUAUACGGAUUAGAUAAGAUUCCUUUCGUAAUUAUUUCCAAACCUAACAAAAUUAUAAAUUAUAAAUGAUCCGUCUUAUAAUUUACUUAUACCAAACCUUUUCACAGUCUCUGACUCUCUGUCUGUAUAUAUAUACACACAAUUAAAUCCAAGAGCUACAACAAACAUUAAAACUCAUCAAUCUCUUCCUCUAUAUCUCUCUCAUCCUCAUCAUCUUUGGUCAUGGCAAAGGACUUGGAGGUGCAAGAGGGCGGAGCAACGGCGGCGAGAGAUUAUGUUGAUCCUCCUCCCGCUCCAUUGUUGGACAUGGAGGAGUUUGGGAAGUGGUCGCUCUACAGAGCGGUCAUAGCUGAGUUUGUGACACUUCUCUUCCUUUACGUCUCAGUCCUCACCGUAAUCGGGUACAAAGCUCAGACCGACGCAAACGCCGGAGGAGUUGACUGCGGCGGCGUUGGAAUAUUGGGGAUUGCAUGGGCUUUCGGUGGAAUGAUUUUUGUUCUCGUUUACUGUACCGCCGGUGUCUCCGGUGGUCAUAUAAAUCCGGCUGUGACGUUCGGAUUGUUCUUAGCUAGAAAAGUGUCAUUGGUGCGGACAGUGUUAUACAUUGUGGCUCAGUGCCUUGGUGCUAUCUGCGGUUGCGGUCUGGUCAAAGCAUUCCAAAGUUCUUACUACACCAGAUAUGGAGGUGGAGCCAACGAGCUAGCUGACGGCUACAACAAAGGAACCGGACUCGGUGCGGAGAUCAUCGGAACAUUUGUCCUAGUCUACACCGUUUUCUCGGCCACAGAUCCCAAGCGAAGUGCACGUGACUCUCACAUUCCAGUUUUGGCGCCACUUCCCAUUGGGUUUGCCGUCUUCAUGGUUCACUUAGCCACCAUUCCCAUCACCGGAACAGGAAUCAACCCGGCCCGUAGCUUGGGAGCUGCAGUUAUCUACAACCAAGAAAAGGCCUGGGAUGACCAAUGGAUUUUUUGGGUGGGACCAAUGAUCGGAGCAGCAGCAGCUGCGUUAUACCAUCAGUUUGUUCUAAGAGCGGCUGGUAUUAAAAGUCUUGGCUCCUUUAGGAGCUCUGCUUAAUUUUAGUUGUCUGAAUAAUCUUCAAUAAAAAAUGAUGAUUACCAGCAGUAAAAGAAAGUUACAUCUAUCCCAUCUUUUAUUUAUUUUGUGUUCUGUUUUAAAAAAAAAAAAAUUAAAUUUCAUGGAAUUUCCCAUUGGUUGUACAUGCGGUUUUAAUUAAUGUUGCUUUACGAUAACUCUCGAUCUCGCUUUAUAUCAUUUCGUAGAGUUAACUUUGAUUCUGCAUUGAUUCUAUUUCUCUUGGGAAUCAACAAGAAAAACUCACUUUUCCUCUAUUUUCAUAACUUUCUCAAUACACAAACGCUUAACCAUUUAAAAAUACUCCCAACAACGAGGACAAAACAUCGUUUGUCCCUUUGGAUAUGCAUAUCAUGUUAGUGAUUAUACAGUUCUCAACAACUUGUAGCUGUCUAUCUGAUAACAAAUAUACAGACUGAGUUAUGUGAUUCCUCAUCAGGCUCCUCAUCUUACAUAUGAUUUGGUCAGAUACCUAAUCGGUUAGAAAGAUGGUUGGUUUAUUAGCGGGAACUGAGUGUUAUGUUUUGUAGUUGUAGUAAUGAAUCCGAUAGAAUACUUAUUUGUAGGAUUUGGGAAACAGGCUUGGACUUGUUACUAGAAGACUUAUAAGUUAUAACUGGUUAGAGUUUGUUUGUAUUGAGAAAAUUUUGCUUUAAGAUAAGUCUCACUUUUAUCUUUUCCUAGAGUUAACGUUAAUUUUGUUUCAAUCAUAUUUUCUCUUUGAAAAUCAACAGAUGUCACGUAUGUUUACAAUAUUAUCCAGACAUAAGGAGAACACACUUUAUUUCUAUAUAAUAAUAUUGCUAACAAAAGAACUUUCUAUUUACUUUCCAGCACCAUAUUAAUGUCAACUAUGGAUUGAAAACAAGAGCAGUUCGAAAAUGAAACAAUACAAACCUUAAAGUGUGGACCCGAUUAAUAAUUUCCCUUUUCUUAGUGACUAGUGUUUAUAAAUUCCAUUGCGGUUCCUUCAAGCUAACAAACUCUUCAUGCAUUCUUUGCCACUAAUCUUACCCCAAUAAUAUUGAAACUAUAGGACAAACCUUAUGGGCGUAUAUGUUCUAAAAUGAUUUAGUCCAUAUAUCAAUAUAUAAACAAAGUAAAUUUCAACGGUGUUGAACCAAUGAACUACUACAAAUGUUUAUUUCCUGUAAUUUUUAAGCAAGUACUAUCAACACUUGUAUUAGAGGGAAAUUAUAUAAUCUUUUUUUUUUAUCAAAGAGGGAAAUUAUAUAAUCUAAAGAAUGAAAUUUACAAA
Brassica rapa (field mustard) is the source of this 2539-nucleotide messenger RNA. RefSeq names its product probable aquaporin PIP2-4. The record is from RefSeq and is a predicted model, not a curated record. Gene Ontology annotation, biological process: transmembrane transport. Gene Ontology annotation, cellular component: membrane. Gene Ontology annotation, molecular function: channel activity. NCBI's taxonomy places the organism in Eukaryota, Viridiplantae, Streptophyta, Magnoliopsida, Brassicales, Brassicaceae.